This is a messenger RNA of Brenthis ino (lesser marbled fritillary), 1905 nucleotides long. Lineage: Eukaryota; Metazoa; Arthropoda; Insecta; Lepidoptera; Nymphalidae. The record is from the annotation of a GenBank genome assembly.
AUGGAUAUUACAAUAACGAGACACUUCAGUUUGGACGAAUCGUCAAUGCGAAGCGGAGCGCUAGUAGCAAUGGAGGCCGAGCCCGACCUCAGCACUUUCGAAAAUAAAUCAGGACUCGCUGAAGAUAUGAAAUUUCUUGCUUCUAUGCCAGAGUUGUGCGAUGUCACUUUCUUGGUAGGGGACACAAGGGAACCCGUGUGUGCCGUGAAAGCUGUUCUUGCAGCGAGAAGCAGGGUUUUCCAAAAAAUGCUCUACCAAGCACCAAGCCCUCAAAGAAAGAAGGAACCAGCACCACGAGAGAAUAAGCUAAGACUAUUCUUGAAGAGAUCGUCUGAGCCUUUAUUAAAUCUUCAAAACGCCGCCCAACAGAGAUCAACUUUCGCGCAGCAAUUGGCUCCAAUUCAAGAGCCUUCCUCUCAACAACACCAGACGCUUAUAAUCGAAGAAUUUGAACCUGAUGUAUUUCGCCAGCUUAUUGAGUAUAUACAUACAGGAUGUGUUACCCUUCAACCUAGGACACUCUUAGGUGUAAUGAAUGCUGCAGAUUACUACGGUUUAGAUGAGCUACGACGCGCAUGCGCAGGUUUUGUUCAAUGCUGCAUCACAGUUGAUACCGUGUGUGCUCUUUUAGCGUCCGCUGAGAGAUACAUCCAAUAUAAAUGCACCAAAUCAUUAGUACAAAAGGUACUAGAGUUCGUUGAUGAACAUGGAAACGAUGUUCUAAAUUUGGGUUCGUUCACCCUGUUGCCUCAACAUGUAGUCAGGCUGAUACUCGCAAGAGAGGAGCUUCGAGCCGAUGAGUUUACUAAGUUUCAGGCAGCUUUGAUGUGGAGUAAGAAGUAUUGCGAUACAAAUCCAAACAUGUCAUUGAAAGACGUGAUUGGAAAUUUUCUGGAAUACAUCCAGUUUCACAAAAUCCCUGCAAAUGUUUUGAUGAGAGAAGUUCAUCCACUCGGUCUGGUGCCCUACUCGAUUAUCAUGAAUGCAUUGGCUUAUCAGGCAGACCCGGCCAGCGUAGAUCCAGGCAAGCUCUCUCCGGCACGAAUCCGGCGCGCCGGCCGCUCCAUGUCCGGGAACGUCCCCCGUCCCGCGCCUGAUCCCGUCCCCGGACCUUCCACUGCACCUACCGCACCCGCAUCAGACAAACAUCCUGAAAAACUUGGUCUCUUCUCCUCUAUAAAGCGUGCUGCUAGCAAAAAGUUUGGCGAUCGACGUUCUCCAACACCUAAAACUCGAGAACCUCGAUCAAAGUCAGAUUCAAUAAAACAUGCAGCAUUAACAAGACAGGUUUCUGAGACAGUGGCAGCGUCUGGAGACCCAACUUUUGAACGCUGCAGACCUAGAAAACGUGACAGUGAAACUGAAUUUCCAGUAAGGAAAUCCACUUCAGAAAUAUCGGAAACCUUUCCAUUUGUUAGAAGAGCGUUGGCAGAAAUUGAAAACGGUCUUAAUUAUUUUAGAAGAUCGAUAACAUCGGAUAACACUGAACCUAAAGUUGUAGUGCAGCCACCUGAACCAGUUGUAGUUGUAGCAGCUGCUGAAGAUGAUCCCCCAGAACCUUCACCACCUCCAAUGACUUUAAAAGAACGUCGUGGUUCUCGAGGUUCUCCGUGUGCAAAUCUUCCACCACUUAUGAUACCAACUGUCACUCCAGAGCCGUCACCUGGCCAUUUAUCACCCAGUCGAAUUUCUCCACAACGUCCAAAGGAGCCAUUAUCAGCACCGGUUAUAGGAAAUCCACCAAGACGAACGCGAACCCGGUCCGAAAUGCCACCAGAUCCGCCACCGCGUACUCCAGAGACUCCACGACCCGCUUCCGUGUCUCCCAAACAUACUUUUGCCUUUAAAAUUGUUUUGAAAAAAGUAGAAAGUACACCGAGUUCUUCCUUUGAUAGGCCAGAUCAA